Messenger RNA from Rhizophagus irregularis DAOM 181602=DAOM 197198, 1963 nucleotides. NCBI's taxonomy places the organism in Eukaryota, Fungi, Glomeromycota, Glomeromycetes, Glomerales, Glomeraceae. The record is from RefSeq and is a predicted model, not a curated record.
AUGAGUGCAGUCGGUAUUGAUUUAGGAACGUCAUAUUCCUGUGUUGGUGUUUGGCAAAAUGAUAAAGUUGAAAUUAUUGCCAAUGACCAGGGUAAUCGUACAACACCAUCAUAUGUAGCUUUUACUGAUACAAUUCUUAUUGGAGAAGCGGCCAAAAAUCAAGCUGUUAUGAAUCCACAUAAUACUGUAUUUAGUGUUCAUCGUCUCAUUGGUCGUAAUUUCAAUGAUCAGGACGUUCAAUCUGAUAUGAAGCAUUGGCCGUUCAAAGUUAUAAACAAGAAUGGCAAACCAGUUAUCAAUGUAGAAUACAAAGGAAAAAGAAAAGAUUUCACACCCGAAGAAAUUUUAUCCAUGAUAUUAGUAAAAAUGAAAGAGACCGCAGAAGCAUUUCUUGGCACACAAGUUAGAAAUGCUGUAAUUACGGUACCAACUUAUUUUAAUAACUCUCAACGACAAGCUAUAAAAGAUGCUGGUUUGAUUGCCAGUUUGGAUGUACUUCGCAUCAUUACUGGACCAACUGCAGUGGCUAUUACUUACAGUUUGAAUGUACCUUUUUAUAAUUCUCUAUUUUAUGAACGAAGUAGUAUAUUUGAUGCUUUCUUUAUUCCAAUGAUUGUAGCAAUUAGUGGCAUUCCUUUUGAAUACUAUGGAUCGAAUGAGAAAACUACUGGAGAAUUAAAUAUUCUUGUUUUUGAUUUGGGUGGUAGUACUUGUAACGUCUCUUUUUUAACCAUGAUUAAAGAGAAGAUUAUUGAAGUAAAAGUCGUUGCUGGUGGCACAUACCUUGGUGGUGAAGAUUUUGAUAAUCGUCUUGUAAAUCAUUUUGUACAAGAAUUCAAAAGAAAAUUUAACAAAGAUAUUUCAUCGAAUGCACGUGCUGUCUGUCGUUUAAGAGCAGCAUGUGAACAUGCGAAACGUACACUUUCAACAUCAACACAGGCUUCCAUUAAAAUUGAUUCUCUCUAUGAAGGUAUUAACUUCUGUACCUCUUUGACGCGAACCAGAUUUGAAGAAUUAAAUCAAGAUCUAUUUAAUUCUACUAUGGAACCUGUUAAGAAAAUACUUCGGGAUAGUAAAAUUGACAAAAGUCAAGUCCAUAAAAUUGUCUUAGUUGGUUGUUCAACGUAUAUUCCUAAGAUUCAAAAAAUGGUAUCUGAAUUCUUUGAUGGUAAAAAAACAGACAAAUCCAACAAUCCUUCUGAAGCCGCAGCCUAUGGCGCUGCCGUACAAGCUGCUAUUUUAUCUGGUGAUACUUCUGAAAAGACUCAAGAUCUACUUUUACUUGAUGUCGCACCUUUAUCUCUGAGUAUCGAUAUUACUGGUGAUAUCAUCAUGACACCAAUUAUUAAGUGCAAUACUAAAAUACCUACUAAGAAAUCUGAAAUUAUAUCUACAAAUUUUGAUAAUCAGUCUAGCAUAUUAAUUAAAAUAUAUGAAGGUGAACGUACUCGAACAAGAGAUUACAACUUACUCGGAGAACUCGAAUUAUCUGAAAUUUCUCCUGCUCCAAGAGGUGUUCCGCAAAUAAAAGUUUCUGCUGUUGAUAAAACAACAGGAAGACCAAAUAAGAUUACCGUCACUAAUGACAAAGGACGAUUAUCGAAGGGAAAAAUCAUGCGCAUGGUUAACGAAGCCAAAAUAUAUCAUGCAGAACGUGCAGAAAGAUGCCUGAAAUCCUAUGCAUACAACCUGCUUAACGUAGCUCAAAAUAUUGAUAAUAUAAAGAAUGAACUUCAUGACGCAGCACUAAGAUCAAUGGCAUGGCUUGAGAAUAACCGAGAAGCAAAAAAAGAUGAACGUGAACGUGAACAAAAAUUACUUAAAGAGAUUGUCGACCAAAUAAUGAAUAAACUUAAUAACGUAAGUACUUUUUCAAAGCUUUCUUAGCUCAAUAAGUACUUAUUGUAUAUUUGGUAUUAAAUUAUUAAAUAAAGUUAAAGAUCAUAAUGUACGUAAUAAAAGU